Ipomoea triloba (trilobed morning glory) is the source of this 693-nucleotide messenger RNA. RefSeq names its product zinc finger protein JAGGED-like. The record is from RefSeq and is a predicted model, not a curated record. Bases 1 to 693 code for a protein of 230 amino acids. Lineage: Eukaryota; Viridiplantae; Streptophyta; Magnoliopsida; Solanales; Convolvulaceae. The transcript has a single exon. Gene Ontology annotation, molecular function: DNA-binding transcription factor activity.
AUGGCGUCGGAGGCGAUUGCGGAGAUCGAGGAGCUGAUCAAGGUUCAAGAGGUGGGUGAGGGUGAUUUGCAGGUGGGCGCGGCGGCGGGCGGGCAGUCCGGAGAAGAUUCGCCGGCGCCGCCGCAGGCGGCGGCGCCGGCGGGGAGGGAGUUUUGUUGCAAAUAUUGCGACAAGAAGUUCUGCAACAAGCAGGCGUUGGGAGGGCACCAAAACGCGCACAAAAUGGAGAGAGAUAUGGAGAAGAAUGCGAAGAAAAAUGAGCGGCGUGGUGGGUUCAUGGAUUAUGGUUUCUUGCACCCUCGUUUUCUAUGUUCUCCUUUGGCCGGCUUUCCGCCUCUUCCCGGCGGCGGCGGCCAGGCGAACAACUGGUACCAGGCGGUCGCCGCCGCAAAGCCGCCGUGUUUCCUGCCCGGAAAUCCCAUUCCCUCGCCGGAGAUUCCAGCCGCCAGGCCGCCCUAUCCUUUUCCAUUUCCACCGGCGGUGGGAAAUGGUUCCCUCCUUGCUCAAGUUUCACCGCCGCCGGCGAUGAUUUUCCCCGGCGGCGGCAACGCCUUUCCAGGGGGAAGUGUUCCCGCCAAUAAUUCUCCGGUUACCCCUAUCAGGCCUGCUUCCAUGGUUAUCAACUCCAAUCCAAUGAAUACUCCAGAAAUGAACGAGGAGGAUGGAGGAUUGGACUUGACUCUCAGGCUGUGA